GAUUUUUAGGAAAAGUUCCGUUCCGGAGCAAAUAGCCGGAACGAUUUUUACUAAUAGUUCCGUUCCGGAACAAAUGGUCGGAACGAUUUUUAGGAAAAGUUCCGUUCCGGAGCAAAUGGCCGGAACGAAUUUUACUAAUAGUUCCGUUCCGGAGCAAAUAGUCGGAACGAUUUUUAGGAAAAGUUCCGUUCCGGAACAAAUAUUGGAACGGAACAAAAUUUGCUCCGUUCCGAAUCCCAGCGAGUGACUACGUCUUGUAUCAAUGUAUAAACUGGAGAAUGACCUAAUUGUUCCUGCAUUUGGUUUAAUUUUUCAGUGGCAUAUGUACUUCUUUUGAAAUAUUCCACAAUAGUUUUAACUUUAGAUCUAGUUUCUUUUAUUUGUUCAAGAGAAGAUUGUACAAUAAGAUUUAGGGUAUGAGCAAAGCAUGAAAUAUGUCUCCACUGACAUAAACGAAUUGCUGAAGUAAUGUUUGCAGCAUUGUCAGUAGUACAAGCCGCUACUUUAUUUUGCAAACCCCAUUGCCUAACUGUAUUUUGUAAGAAAUCUUUUAUGUUUUCGCUUGUGUGUCUCAUUUUAAAAGCAGCACACGAAAAUGUCCAUGCAUCUGUUGUUAGGGCAACAUACUGUGCAUUCAAUUCUAGGUUAGAUUGGACCUCUUUAUGCACUUUAUUAUAUAGAACAGGCAAUAAUGAUGUCGAAAUGGUUUUUCUACAUGGAAGAGAAUAUUCAGGGUUCAACAUAUGUAUAAGUUUUUUAAAUUCAACAUCAUUAACAAUACUGAUUGGAUGCAGUUACUGGUUUUCUCAAAUAAUUAGAAAUAUGGGAUUGUUGUGGACGAUUUAAUAAUGAUGACUGAUGAUAAGAAAUGGGAGAUCUUUCUCUAUUAGCUGAAGAAAUUAAAGGGGUACCUGGAUUGGAUGAUGUUGAUGCUGAUAUAAUGUCAUAAGUAGGAGGUUCAUCUGGAUUAUUUUCUUCCAGAUCAAAAUUAGGCCUUUGACGUUUGGACAAAUCAAUUGUCUGAUGUUUUGAUUUAAUGUGUCUUAACAAAUUUGUUGUUGACGAUUGAUUAAAUUUAAGAAUUAUUUUACAUAAACCACAUUUAGCUUUGUCAUUUUCAACUAUUGUAAAAUAAUCCCAAAUUACACUAGUUUUACGACUCAUUUUGAAAAAAAAAAUUGUAAUUUAAACUUAAAUCCAAUUUUAUAUUGAAAAAUAUAAAGCACUUCGAACAAAUUACUCUGUUCACUGAUGUGAAUGAUGAUUAUUAGUACAAAGUAUUGCUUAAUACUGUAACCAACUUUAACUUGCAUUAACAUGUUUGAACUUGCCAUCAUGUUCUACAGUAUAGCAACCCAAAACAAUGUUAUAUAUGUAUUAUUCGUAUUAUUUUUAUGAUAAUAAGAAAUAACCAACUUGAAAUAAACAAUUUUUAAAUAAAAAUAA
Messenger RNA from Daktulosphaira vitifoliae (grape phylloxera), 1446 nucleotides. RefSeq lists its product as uncharacterized. Lineage: Eukaryota; Metazoa; Arthropoda; Insecta; Hemiptera; Phylloxeridae. The record is from RefSeq and is a predicted model, not a curated record. Bases 469 to 846 code for a protein of 125 amino acids. The transcript has 3 exons.